GUUUGCUCAUCUCCUUUGUCAUAUUGUGCAUGAUCUGGGUGUACUGAUCACAUUGUGAUUUUAGGUUUUUUCCCCUUCCUCUGAAUUUUGGCUAAAUGGUGGGAUGAUUAAAAAAGAAAAGUAAUAGUAAUAGACUGUUUGCAAAGACAUGCCCAGUUUCUGUAAGCCAAUCAAAUUCUGAUUUGCUAAUCUCCAUACCCAAAUAUGCAGUUUCACUCAAAUAAGUCCCAUUUCCUUUACAUAUUGUCUUCAGAUCCUUCACAGUAAUUCAAUAUUGUGCCAACAACUUGCCUAAUGCCUUUUUAGACAAUGUUAUCACAUGCACAGUGCAUGAAUGCAUGAGUUUCUGUAUCCAGGGAGUUUUGGAGCAAGUAAGAUGUAGGAUUUCCUAAAUGAUUAAAUACAUGAAUGAGCAAAGUUUUACUCUUCAGAAUCCUUCAAAAUAUUGUAAGACUUCAUCUGCUGUUGAACCCCUGAGUGUAAACUAAGUAUUUCUUACAUGGCCUUUAAACUGCUACUGAAAUAAAAGGUUCUUCUAGUUGGUGGUGGGGGGAGAUGGCUGGAUACAGAUGUAAAAUAUCUGCCCUAAAGUAAUAUUUUGCCCAACAUGAACACAACUUAUUAUCUUGUCUGGCCACCUUUUUGUUAUGCUCAUAAGCAAUGCUGAAUGAGUGGAUGAAUGCAGGCAGAGUGUCCUCUCUGCCUCAAUAUAAUGCAAAUCUAGAGAAGUCAGGGAAAGAAAUGCAAGGUGACAUUGAAGAAUUUAAUUAGAUCUUUCUCAUUUUAGGUCAGAGUGGGGCUGGAAACAACUGGGCCAAAGGCCAUUAUACUGAAGGUGCUGAGCUGGUGGACUCGGUGCUGGAUGUUGUGCGUAAGGAGGCUGAGAGCUGUGACUGCCUACAGGGCUUCCAGCUCACUCACUCCUUGGGUGGGGGCACCGGAUCAGGCAUGGGCACGCUGCUCAUCAGUAAGAUCCGUGAGGAGUAUCCCGACCGCAUCAUGAACACAUUCAGUGUUGUGCCGUCUCCUAAAGUCUCUGACACUGUGGUGGAACCCUACAACGCCACUCUGUCUGUGCACCAACUGGUGGAGAACACUGACGAGACGUACUGCAUUGACAAUGAAGCACUUUAUGACAUCUGUUUCCGCACUUUAAAGCUCACAACUCCCACUUAUGGAGAUCUCAACCACCUUGUUUCUGCCACCAUGAGUGGUGUAACCACCUGCCUCCGUUUUCCUGGGCAGCUCAAUGCUGACCUGCGAAAACUGGCUGUCAAUAUGGUGCCCUUCCCUCGUCUGCACUUCUUUAUGCCUGGUUUUGCCCCACUCACCAGCAGGGGGAGCCAGCAGUACCGUGCACUCACCGUGCCUGAACUAACACAGCAGAUGUUUGAUGCUAAGAAUAUGAUGGCGGCGUGUGAUCCACGCCAUGGCCGCUACCUGACUGUGGCCGCUGUCUUCCGGGGCCGCAUGUCUAUGAAAGAGGUGGAUGAGCAGAUGCUCAAUGUGCAAAACAAAAACAGCAGCUAUUUUGUGGAAUGGAUCCCCAACAAUGUCAAGACAGCUGUAUGUGACAUCCCACCAAGAGGGCUUAAGAUGGCUGCCACCUUCAUUGGCAACAGCACAGCCAUCCAGGAGCUGUUCAAGCGCAUCUCGGAGCAGUUCACAGCCAUGUUCAGGAGAAAGGCCUUCCUGCAUUGGUACACAGGAGAAGGAAUGGAUGAGAUGGAGUUCACUGAGGCAGAGAGCAACAUGAAUGACCUUGUGUCUGAGUACCAGCAGUACCAGGAUGCCACAGCUGAAGAGGAGGGCGAGUUUGAGGAAGAGGCAGAAGAGGAAUUGGCAUAAAGAUGUUAAUCUUUCACAUGUUCACACUUCCACAAUUUCCAUGUUUUUCUGUUCCUUGAAAUUGAUAUGAAGUUCAGUUAACUCCACCUUUGUACUUUCAAACUUUCUAAUAAAUGUUUAAACUGGG
Molecule: messenger RNA, 1975 nt
Organism: Ictalurus furcatus (blue catfish)
Lineage: Eukaryota; Metazoa; Chordata; Actinopteri; Siluriformes; Ictaluridae
Gene: tubb4ba
Product: beta-tubulin family protein
Exons: 2
Coding region: 949-1848 (299 amino acids)
Biological process (GO): mitotic cell cycle; microtubule cytoskeleton organization
Cellular component (GO): microtubule; cytoplasm
Molecular function (GO): structural constituent of cytoskeleton; GTP binding; GTPase activity
Source: RefSeq, a predicted model, not a curated record